This is a messenger RNA of Hemiscyllium ocellatum (epaulette shark), 10628 nucleotides long. Its product is annotated as protein argonaute-2. Gene Ontology annotation, cellular component: RISC complex. Gene Ontology annotation, biological process: regulation of DNA-templated transcription; regulatory ncRNA-mediated gene silencing. NCBI's taxonomy places the organism in Eukaryota, Metazoa, Chordata, Chondrichthyes, Orectolobiformes, Hemiscylliidae. Gene Ontology annotation, molecular function: protein binding; endoribonuclease activity, cleaving siRNA-paired mRNA; RNA binding. The transcript is spliced from 19 exons. Bases 224 to 2800 code for a protein of 858 amino acids. The record is from RefSeq and is a predicted model, not a curated record.
CCGUCAAGUGUCUGGCCCGGGGUUUUCUGUCCCGUUCUCUCCAUCUCUCCUCGUAUGUUCCCCCAUCCCUCCAUCGGGAAUUAUUAAUGUUUUUCUUCCUGUUUCUUCCUCAUGAGCGCUCUUUUGUUCCUGUUUGUACUAUAAUUUUACAUAAACACGGGGGGAGGGAAGAGAAGCUCUCCAUCUCUUCUCAGCCAACUGCUUCCCUCCCCUUUAAACGAGGAUGUAUUCCGCAGGCGAACCCGAUCUACCUUCCCCAACACCACCUGUGCAGACGUUGUCAACUUUCAAACCACCGGUGAGACCUGAUUUUGGUACUAUGGGUCGACCAAUCAAGUUACAGGCCAACUUCUUUGAAGUGGACAUUCCAAAAAUAGAAAUCUACCAUUAUGAUAUAGACAUAAAACCAGAUAAAUGCCCAAGAAGAGUAAACAGAGAAAUUGUUGAACACAUGGUUCAGCAUUUUAAAAAUCAGAUCUUUGGUGAUCGGAAGCCAGUGUUUGAUGGAAGGAAGAACCUCUAUACAGCAAUGCCUCUACCAAUAGGGCGAGACAGGGUGGAGCUAGAGGUAACUCUGCCAGGGGAAGGAAAGGACAGAAUCUUUAAGGUGGUGAUAAAGUGGGUGGCAUGUGUCAGUCUCCAAGCCCUGCAUGAUGCACUUUCAGGUCGUCUCCCAGCUAUUCCUUUUGAAUCUAUUCAAGCACUAGAUGUAGUGAUGAGACAUCUGCCCUCCAUGAGGUACACUCCUGUAGGCCGUUCAUUCUUCACACCAUCUGAGGGGUGCUCUAAUCCCUUGGGAGGGGGCAGGGAAGUGUGGUUUGGAUUUCAUCAGUCAGUCAGACCUUCAUUGUGGAAAAUGAUGCUUAAUAUUGAUGUAUCUGCUACAGCGUUUUAUAAAGCCCAACCAGUGAUUGAAUUCAUGUGUGAAGUUUUGGAUUUUAAAAAUAUUGAAGAGCAGCAGAAACCAUUAACUGACUCCCAGAGAGUGAAGUUCACCAAGGAGAUCAAAGGACUCAAAGUGGAGAUCACUCAUUGUGGACAAAUGAAAAGAAAGUAUAGAGUGUGCAAUGUUACCAGAAGACCAGCAAGCCAUCAAACAUUUCCACUUCAGCAGGAGAAUGGGCAGACUGUUGAAUGCACGGUAGCACAAUAUUUCAAGGACAAGCACAAACUAAAUCUUCGCUAUCCUCAUUUACCAUGUCUACAAGUUGGACAGGAGCAAAAACAUACGUAUCUUCCUCUUGAGGUGUGUAACAUUGUAGCUGGGCAGAGAUGUAUAAAAAAACUGACCGACAAUCAAACCUCAACCAUGAUUAGAGCCACUGCCAGGUCUGCACCAGACAGACAAGAUGAGAUCAGCAAACUGAUGAAAAGUGCGAGUUUUAAUGCUGACCCCUAUGUUCAGGAAUUUGGGAUAGGAGUGAGAGAUGACAUGACAGAUGUACCAGGUCGUGUUCUUCAGGCACCUUCCUUGUUGUACGGUGGUCGGAACAAGACAAUUGCUACCCCAAUUCAGGGUGUGUGGGAUAUGCGGGGAAAACAAUUUCAUACAGGCAUUGAAGUGAAAGUCUGGGCAAUUGCCUGUUUUGCUCCACAGAGGCAAUGCAGAGAAGAUACGCUCAAAGCAUUCACAGACCAAUUAAGGAAGAUAUCCAGAGAUGCAGGAAUGCCAAUACAAGGCCAACCUUGUUUUUGUAAAUAUGCUCAAGGUGCGGAUAGUGUGGAACCUAUGUUCAGGCACUUGAAGAAUACGUACGCAGGACUUCAGCUGGUAGUGGUGGUGCUUCCUGGUAAAACGCCAGUUUAUGCGGAAGUUAAACGUGUGGGUGACACAUUACUUGGCAUGGCAACGCAAUGCGUGCAGGUGAAAAAUGUGCUGAAAACUUCUCCUCAAACACUUUCCAAUCUCUGUCUGAAGAUCAAUGUUAAACUAGGUGGUGUCAACAACAUCUUGGUGCCACAAGGAAGACCUGCGGUAUUUCAGCAGCCAGUGAUAUUUCUGGGUGCAGAUGUAACACAUCCACCAGCUGGAGAUGGGAAGAAACCUUCCAUUGCUGCAGUGGUUGGUAGUAUGGAUGCUCAUCCAAGUCGUUACUGUGCCACAGUCCGUGUACAGCAACAUCGGCAGGAGAUCAUUCAGGACCUUGCUUUCAUGGUCAGAGAACUGCUCAUUCAAUUUUACAAAUCUACUCGCUUCAAACCGACACGCAUUAUAUUCUAUAGAGAUGGAGUUUCAGAAGGACAGUUUCAACAGGUGCUCCAUCAUGAGUUGCUAGCUAUUCGAGAGGCCUGUAUUAAGCUUGAAAAGGACUACCAACCUGGCAUUACUUUUAUUGUAGUUCAAAAACGGCAUCACACCAGACUCUUCUGUACCGACAAGAAUGAAAGGGUUGGUAAAAGUGGCAAUAUUCCAGCAGGCACAACGGUGGAUACAAAAAUAACGCACCCAUCAGAAUUUGACUUUUACCUGUGCAGCCAUGCUGGCAUUCAGGGGACAAGCAGACCAUCUCACUACCAUGUUCUUUGGGAUGAUAAUCGCUUCAAUGCAGAUGAACUUCAGAUCCUCACAUAUCAACUUUGUCACACGUAUGUCAGAUGUACGCGGUCAGUGUCCAUCCCAGCUCCAGCCUAUUACGCUCAUUUGGUAGCUUUCCGUGCCAGAUACCAUUUGGUGGACAAGGAGCAUGACAGCGCUGAAGGGAGUCACACAUCUGGCCAGAGCAAUGGCCGGGAUCAGCAGGCUUUGGCUAAAGCAGUACAGGUUCACCAGGACACUCUGCGCACUAUGUAUUUUGCUUGACAGGUGUCCUCAGUUGGGAUUUCUGAACAGAGCCGGGCUAAGACCAGACCGGCUGCAUUUUCCAGGCAGUGUAGUGACGAACGUGCAGUUAAUGUGUUUCUGUUGCUGUGUACAUUGCGGUACCUUGCAGGUCUCUUUCAGCUAUGAGGUAAAAUGUGACCUGGCUGUUAAUGUAUGAAUCAAAUCACCUGUAAAUCUUUCUUUGAACAGCAACAACAGGGAAUAUUAGGAGGCUUGUAAUAGAUGUCUUGAUAUAUAUAGUCACGAAUUGAAGUUAAAUAACUGCAACUUAAUCUUGUUAGUUAAAACUAGACUGGAGGCUGUUGUAGGUAGAACAAGAAAAUAUAUAUUUGGUGGAAACAUUAUAAUAUGCUGCAGCAGCAUAUUUAAUGGUGGUUGUUUAGGACUGCAAAAUUGUGGAAGAAUUUUAAGGAUGGUUUGAGUCUUUAAAGACAUAGUAAUCCCGACUGUUGGCUUCAAAUGGCAGAAUUUUGAAACUCGGAAUUGAACAUCAACAGCAUUCCUUUUAUUAUAUCUGGAGUUUUAUCCAGUGAAUUCAGUGAAGACUACUGUAAUACAGUACUGUGAAGCACGGCCAUCUUGAGUGGGUAUGGGGAAAAAGUCUUUUAACACUGAAAGCAAGUUUAUGAAGAACUAGUGCUUUUCCUUUUUGUGCAGGCAAUAUAUUGUAUCGGUUUGACUUUCUCAGUUCUGAGAUGUCAUCUAUGACUAUUAACAGAAGGAAUGCAGUCUCUUUUUAAGAUGUGUUUAGUAGAAAAUAUUGGUGUGCGCGUUUGAAGCAAUUAAUCUUUGGAGACAAUCUAUAAAACAUAACAAGAACAGAUGGGCACUACUAUUUUAUAUAUCGAGCUCUUAAUAUUUUUGUAAGAUGCUGCAAUUGUUUAGUUCUCAGAUCUCGAGACGAUACAUUAGUGAUGCAAAAGUGACAUUUUUAUGCUGUGGUUGUCUGUUCAGCCACUCCUGUGGCUUGGCAUCAUGUCAAUAUAAGGGUUACCAUGACUAUCACUUCAUCAAUUUGAAUUCAGUUAGUACAGUCAGUCAGAUAAGAACUAUCGAAAUUGAAACUUUUUAGCAUGAAGUAAAUUUUAACUACCUCGUGGUUAUUCUCGUGCAGCAAAAACAGAAUGAGGACAUGCCGCUGUUAUGUUGGCAAAGCAGUUCAAAGAUGGUGCUAGAUUUUUGCCACGAGGCAAGCAUUUUUGUAAUGGUAGUCAUCUAAUUGAUGUAAAUUAAUUCCUGGAUUAAAAUCCAUCCCAAGAUUGAAGCCAAACCUUUUUAUGAAUAUAUAUAACAUCUUUUCAGUGGCCUAUAUGCACUUCUGACUCAAAGCAUUGUAUAAAGUAUCCAGUUUUAUAUACCUCAACCCUUCAAAUGUUCAAAUCUCUUGGAAGGCACAACCAGCAUAAAUUACAGUGUUAACAACUUACAUGUGGCCAUGAAUAAAAACCAUAUUUUACAUAGAUCUUCAGGAUAAACUUUUGCGUUUGAAGUUAAGUAAUAAACAUGAUAUAGAUAUAGGUAAGUCUAUUGCAGAAAUGUUCGAUAAAUUGUUUUCAACUGUUUCUGUAUUUGGCUACUUGGUAUGUUUGUAUACAAGGAUGGUAAUGUUGCAAAUUGCAUUACAAAAAUGGGCAUAUUUUGCCAAACAAGUCUUCAAUAUUUUUUUAAGAUCUUUUAUUUAUGAAAUGUCUACAGAAAAAGUAAUGAGCUAUGCUUCUAAAAAAAAAUGGCAAGUUACAUGUUCUCCUAAUGCUUCUUAUGGAAUCAUAUAAUUCUUUUCUACUUAUUUUAAAACAGUUUGAGGAAUGGAUGUAGCAAAGGACACAGUAAGUGUAUCAAUUUUCAAUCCUGAAAUAGUUCUAAUGAGACCUCUGAAUAGUUGUGAAAAAUCUGUGCAAGUACAGUAAUGUCUUUGUGACAUUCAGUAGUUACAACACUAACGCAUUCAAUUUUCCUACUUGGGAUACCCACAUUCAAGGCUGAGUCUCAACUGACAUAUCUAUUUAGGUUUCCUGCCAAUCAACAGUUGUGUGAAUUGGCUGAUAAAGGAGAGGGGAUCCUUUUCAGAAAGAUUGAAUAUAGCUAAUUAGUUCAUUGGCCAAAGAACAUGUACUAAUGUCCAUGAAAAUCCCCAUGGUGGAUUGCAAUGUAAUUUCAAAUAUGCAGGGCGACCAAUCUGGCAAUUAAAAUAAGUGACAAUAUAGCAAGUAGUAACAGCAUGACGAAUACUCAGGGCUUUAAAGACUGCACUUCUUUUACAAUGAUGAAAUACUAUGUCAGAAUUAGGAAGGAUGUUUAUAAAAGCUUAAUCAUGGAAAUAAGGGAUUAUUUCAUUGGAAUAGAGUGAGCUGAUGUUAGAACUUAAUCCCUUCUAAGCAUACUGAAAUCAGCAUGAUAAUCUGAUGAAGCAGUAGUUGACAUUCAUUUAAUUUUGUGUUUAAGUGGAUGAUUGAGCUUCAAAUUUAUAGACCAGACAGAAGCUCUGAACCAAAGGUUUAUCUUAUUUGAGCUGCUCUGUUUAUUGAUUGAGUUCAAGGAAAAGUUUAAUUGAAAAAUCUUCAAUAACAAUGUUCCAUUGUAUUUCAAAUUGUUUCAUUCCAUCUAAUGGGCAGCACAGUAGUUGGCACUGCUGCCUCUCAGCACCUGGAAUGUGGGUGACUGUUUGUGUGGAGUUUGCACAUUCUCCCCACGUCUGCAUGGGUUUCCUCUGGGUGCUGCAGUUUUCUCCCACAGUCCAAAGAUGUGCAGGUCAGGUGGAUUAGCCAUGUUAAAUUGCCCAUAGCGUCGAGGGAUAUGCAAAGUGGGUGGAUUAGCCAUGGAAAAUGUGGGGUUACAGGGAUAGGGUAGGGGAUGGUCUGGGUGGGAUGCUAUGUGGAGAGUUGGUGGACUCAAUGGGCCAAAUGACCAGCUUCCACAUUGUAGUGAUUCUGUGAUUCUAUCUGUUCUGCUUUUUAUUAACACAUUGACUAAUGCACUUAUUUGGUGACUUCCAACUCAGCUUAUUUUGUAAUCUGUUUUAAAAAAUAAAUUCACAAGCAAAUUAUGGCAGCUUUACAAAUUACAUAGCCAUACAUAGUUAUACAUAGCCAUAAAUCAUUAUUUCUUUUUGCAUUUUUUUCAUCAUUGCCUACAGUUGGAUGAGUAGGUUGGGCUGUUUAUUUAGAACUGGACAAUCCUUAGAUACGUAUCUCUGUUCUGCUUUUUGGGGCAGAUUUGGUUAUUAAAGUGUCCUUAGCUAUUAAGCAAUCUCUAACCAGCACUACAAAAAGUUUACACCUUGCUUCAAAGUUAUGGGUGCUACUGUGAACUGGCCCCUAUAUUCUCUGUUCUUGUGCUAUACAUUGACAGUCAUAACGACAAUAAAUCUGAGACAAUGAAUAACAAUAAAAUGCUGUGAUCAAUGGAUAGCAGCAGCUCUUUGUGAAAAUGUAUUGCAGUCACUGCCAUUUGAGAAAUAAUUGGUGCUGCAAUUGGCUGAUUAAAUCUGCCUUAUUAGUUACUGCCAUUGGUGGCCAACAUUCAACUGGGAUAAUUAUUCUGGUAAUCUGUUUUUAAAAAAAAAAUUGUAGAGAAGCAGCUAGAGUGUAAAACAGUGUAGUAUUUUAAGCAUGUAGCAGAAUUCACCAUGGGAAUUUUAAAAACCAUUAGCAUUUUUAUUGUAAAUGUACUUGUGCAUAAUUGAGAAAUAUUAAUGCUUGUAAAUAAUUUUGUAAACUUCAAUGUAAACAACCCAGUAAACUAAAAAAAACUAAUGACAAAGUUAAAAUGAUAUCAGUUCACUGCAGAAUUUUCUUUUGUAUUUCUUUCUUGUAAGAUGCCUGCCAGCUCUUGGCUGUGACAGUUAAGAAGCAUAGUGACCUCUGAGGUAUAUUAAAUAAGCACCUGUAAGUUAGUGAGGUUACUGUCUUUGUGAACACUAUGUACUGUCUCUCUUUUGAGAGUCUUCAUACGAAGGACAAUAUCCAGCCUGCGUGGCCUUUCUUCAAAACAAAAAUCAUCUUUUCUCAAAAUGCCCAUGCUUUUGUAAAGGAUAUCUUUAUAUAUUGCAAUUUCUAGCUUCAGUAGCUCCACUGCAUGACAUAUUUGUAAUUUCAAGCAAUGUGUGAAACAUACUUAUAGCGCACUUUUCACAAGGUUUGCUGAGGUGCUAAAAAUAAGCUGCAUCUUGUAUGUGUUGCAAGAGAAUUUUUGUGCUUUGUUUUCUAGUCUUAUCCACCCAACUAAUGCGUACUAAUAUACUAGAAAUAUAUAAUAGUGAAUGCCCAGGAAAUGUACUCUUAUCUCACAAGAUUUAACUUAUCUAUAGCCGAAAUCCACUGUCAACAAUGAAAACACCCAAGGAUAUUAGCAAUAAAGGCCUUUCUUUUGUAUUUUCAAAGGUUUAAACUUUUAGAUUAAUAUAUUGAAGUCGCUGUAAUUCUAAGUGAAAAGUUGACAGUGUCUAAAUUAUAAACUUGGAAAUCUGACUUUUAUUUAUCUGACCAAUCUUGUUUGUUCUACACGAUGCUUCAGUAAAAAUAGUCAAACCCUUUACUUUCCAAUAGAGUAAAUACAGAGUUUGAAUAUUGCUGAUGGGAGAGGCAGGUUGUCAGAACCUCUUUUCGUGUUGUCAUCGGGGCAGUUGCUAGAAUGUCUACUUCAAACAAUCACAAUUUGCAGGAAGAAGGAAUGUUGAUUGGUUGACUUUAAUUAGUCAAUGCGUUGUCAUUGAGAAAGCAACAGGGGACUAUAGACCUAUAAAGCUCCCAGGAAAUUUAGAAGGUGCAAGACGUAAAAUAUUUCUUUAAUAUGCAGAUAACUGGGAUAUAGUCAGUCAAGCUGGUAAUGUGUUUAACUUAAAAUUGUUAAAACUAACAUACAUUCACUCGUUCUCUGCAAACGAAAGUCAAUUGGCGAAUCAAUGAGUGUUUCCUAAAUGUUUUAAAUUAUGCAUUCUUACAUUUCUCUGAAUGAGUGUAGAUGAAAAUUUUCAGAAACAUGUCCGUAUUUUAAAUAAAAGGUAAAUUAUUCUGACAUUCAGUGGAAAUAAAAUUUAGUGCUAAUUUGGGAUCAUCCUAAUGGCAUACUUUAAUUUUGAGAAGCAAUGGCAACAAAUCUUUUCUGAAAUGUAGAGAAAUAGAGGAGUCCAUUUAUGAUCCUGGGAUAAGUCCACUUGAAGAUCCCAAGGCUAUACUAUGUAGAAUGUAUACAGCCUUGUGUUAUAUUACUAAUGUUAACAUAUAAGAUGACAUCAUCUUUGACCUUGCUGUGAUUUCUAUUCUUUGUAGUUGAAUAAUUUUGCAUUGGGGUUUUUGCUGGUUGUCAUUUGAGAAACUGGUAGUCUUGCAGAUAGGUCUAGAUCUUGUGCUUUCUGCUCUGUUCAGAACCAUCGUGCUGCCAGUUUUGAUUCGGUUUGUGAGCUUAAGCAUUGAGUUAUUGAUCUGUCAUUUCCUCCUAAAAGCUUUAAAGUUUAUUAUGUUGAUGCAAGACAAAUCAGAUUGUGUAGUAGCAGAGUCAUCAUCUAAAACCUCCAAUCUGUUUGUUUAGAAAAUACUAUUUUUUAAGAAGGUUUGAGCAGCCAAACCAUGUUAAGCAGAUUGUCCAUAACAUGUCACUGUACACUUAAAGAAGAAAAACUAAUGCAAAAGACAUAUCCUCAAUCAAGCUAUCAUGCAAAAACGAAAAGGUGCUUUGGAAAUAUCCAAAAUUCAGAAAUAAUCUGAAAUGUGUCAACUGUCUUCUGUUUGCCUCCAAUGAAAAUGAACCUACCAAAACAUUGGAAAACAAACUGUAAGACCACUUAAGGAAUUAAUGAUGUUUCACAGACUGUUAUAUUUGUUUAAAUGAUCACUUUAAAUCUUGAAGUAAAACUACAAUUUGUGAUAUUUCAUAGAUUUAUUACUUCUGUGAGGGAAUAGAAAGUGAACUUGGUGCCAAGAUGGCUGUGCAACAUUGUGUACACUUCGGCCUCCCUUUUAUUACUUUGGCCUCUACUUUCAUCGAAAUGUGGAUCAAAUUUCUGUAUUAAUGCUUAGUAAACUGCUUUAAUAUAAGUUAUUAUCAUACUGCACAAGAAGGAGACAAAAGACAUUUAGAUUUUUCAUCUGUAUUGAGGUCACCUUGACCUACUAUUUCUGCCUCAAAACCACAUAGGCCAUUCCCAGCCAAACCUUCCCACUGGUAGAUUGAGUGAUUUAUAUUUUCAAGUUUGAGGAAGAGACACUGACAGCUGGGAAAAAAAAACUGGCUGUUGUUUGCAUUUUUCUUUUGUUUCCCAAUCCUGACCCAUGCUCUUGAAUCUGGACCUACCUCAAUACAUUUGUUGGUUGCUGCAACUUUAAUUAAGAAAUGGCAUAUUUCCCUGGUUCAAAAAAAUGAAGACCAAAAGAACAUUUCAAAACGUACAUCCUAGUUUUUAAAAAUUAAUUUUAAAAUGGUGCAAAGUUAGGCAGACAGUUCUGUUUUCCUCGAAAGUUGAUGAUAGUGCUUUAUUUUGUUCUUUGUGCCUUGUGUAAUCAUCCCAUUGCAUGUCAAAAUCUGCUGGCAGGCUUAAAUAGCAGUGUAUGACUAUACUGUACGUAAACUGCUUAAAUGAACAAAAUAGGUUGAAAACUUAAUAUAUUUUGAGAAAAUGUAAAGCAUCGUUAUUUAUGCUGCAUAGAAUGAUCAGUAUUGUUGCACUUUCUCAGCAGUCACUUAUGCCAUAUGACGGCUGUUUGCAGGAAAAACGAGGUGAUCGGGACAAUGGUUUUGAAGAGAGAAAAAAUGCUACUUGUAAAUCCUUAAUACAAAAGAGGAUUUAAAAUAUUUUCAAGUACCUCAAAAGCCUGACAUAUGCUGCAUUGAUAAAGUUUUGAGUAUUCUUUGUUUUGCUUUUUUUUGUUUUGAAUUGCACAAACUCAUCUACCUUCUGUAACUACUGCAUUUUAAGAUGUUGGCUUAUUUCCUUUUUUUGGGCACUGGUAGAAUUGGGCACAAAGUGGACUUCCAGUAAAUUUUUUUUCAUGCUUUCAUGUUUUAAUCUAGGGUGGUUUUGAUCCUGAAUGCAAAUCGUUUUAAAAAUAUUUUUAACCAGCACAAGUGAGGUUUGUUACCUAACCUAGUGUUUGUGGUCCAUUUGCGCUUGAAUGAGCAGUUUACACUCCUGUGGCAAUGAGGAUUUGCAUUGCUUGCAGUUUGUUUUACUAAUGCUGUGUAAAUACUUCCUGUAGGUUAAAUUUGUCCAUUCCUUUUUCAGUCAAUAUUUUUAAUGAGGUGAAUAACUAUGCUGUAAACAUUUGACAAAAUAUGAUGUACAAGUAUCAUUAUAUGAGUUUGUGAAUCUAAGAUAUCAAUUUUUUUUGACUAGGAGUAUGGUAUGAUCAUUUUCUUAACAAAUAAACUUCUGUAUCUUUAACUACUUGCCCACAAGUGGUAAAUUAGUUUUAGUUAUACUGUCUUCUGUUUUCCCAGCCCUCACUCAAAAGUACUGCAACUAUACAAUCUCACCAAGAAAACUGCUGCAUAUCAUGCACCAUGUUACAAACUCAGUUUUGUGUAAAAUAAAAAAAUUGCCAUUUCCUGAAAGUGUCCUUCUAUCUAACUCGUACUAUGCCUUAGUUUUUGUAUGUUCUAAAAUAUAAAUCCUUUAAACAUUCCUUAUGCAGCCAACAGCAUGGUUUUAAUUCCUGCUGAGGUUAUCAUGAAUGGCCCUUCUUCUCAACUUCUCCCCUCACCUGAGCCUAGUAACACUCUGGUUAAACCACUACUAGUCAUGUCAGUCUACGAAGAGCAACUCUGUGGUCCUCUGGGACUAUAGUGACUUUACAAUGACUUUUUUUUAAACAUA